Molecule: messenger RNA, 3297 nt
Organism: Aethalodelphis obliquidens (Pacific white-sided dolphin)
Lineage: Eukaryota; Metazoa; Chordata; Mammalia; Artiodactyla; Delphinidae
Gene: UCP3
Product: uncoupling protein 3
Exons: 5
Coding region: 294-1415 (373 amino acids)
Biological process (GO): transmembrane transport
Source: RefSeq, a predicted model, not a curated record
AACGGCUGUGAAGUUCCUGGGAGCGGGCACAGCAGCCUGCUUUGCUGACCUCCUCACCUUUCCACUGGACACGGCCAAGGUCCGCCUGCAGGUAGGCGCCCUUUGGCCGAGGGUCAUUACUCCCAUCAGCGGAGGGGCUGAGUUCUCCACCAGGGCACCUGCAGUGUCUGCCCGCUCGCUCUUCCUCACAGCGGACCCUGAGCAGGCCACUCACCCCACUGCCCACAACCCUGCCUCACCACCUCCCCAUCACCAUCACCCAAGACCAAAAGAUCUUAAUUCCUUGGCAGGACAUGCCAGGGCCCUUCAUGGCCUUGCCCUACUUUGUAAGCCAAAAAGUGAGAAGUAGAAGUAAGGAAUUACUGGGUGAGCUUGGGCAAGCCACUGACAAUUUGUACCAAGAAAAACAAUCCACGCUGUUCUCCCUGAGGAUCCAACACCACACUGUGUACAACAGUCUGUGGGCUGGAAACUGCUACACAAAACUGUCAUUUUUACCGGGAUGUGAUGCUGUGAUCAUGCUUUUCCAAGGUCCAGCCCCAAGCAGGCCCCCCUGCACACAGCCCCAUCCACCCCCCACCCAGCCCCUCACACCGCUGCGGGGUGUCCCUCAGAUCCAGGGGGAGAACCAGGCGGCCCGGAGCGCGCAGUACCGCGGGGUGCUGGGCACCAUCCUGACCAUGGUGCGCACCGAGGGCCCCCGCAGCCCCUACAAAGGGCUGGUCGCCGGCCUGCAGCGCCAGAUGAGCUUCGCCUCCGUCCGCAUCGGCCUCUAUGACUCCGUCAAGCAGUUCUACACCCCCAAGGGAUCGGACCACUGCAGCAUCACUACCCGGAUUUUGGCAGGCUGCACCACCGGGGCCAUGGCAGUGACCUGUGCCCAGCCCACAGAUGUGGUGAAGAUCCGAUUUCAGGCCAGCGUGCACACUGGGCCCGGGAGCAAUAAGAAGUACAGCGGGACAAUGGAUGCCUACAGGACCAUCGCCAGGGAGGAAGGGGUUCGGGGCCUGUGGAAAGGAACUCUGCCCAACAUCAUGAGGAAUGCCAUCAUCAACUGUGCUGAGAUGGUGACCUAUGACAUCAUCAAGGAGAAGCUGCUAAACUACCACCUGCUCACCGACGACUUCCCCUGCCACUUCGUCUCUGCCUUUGGAGCUGGCUUCUGUGCCACAGUGGUGGCCUCCCCAGUGGACGUGGUGAAGACCCGAUAUAUGAACUCACCCCCAGGCCAGUACCGCAGCCCCUUCGACUGUAUGCUGAAGAUGGUGACCCAGGAGGGCCCCACAGCCUUCUAUAAGGGAUUUACACCCUCAUUUUUGCGUUUGGGAGCCUGGAAUGUGGUGAUGUUCGUCACCUACGAGCAACUGAAACGGGCCUUGAUGAAAGUCCAGGUGCUACGGGAAUCUCCAUUUUGACUAAGACAAGGCCACUUGGUACUUAACUCGGACAAAACCAGUUAAGGAUGGAAUAAAGCAGCGGGUCCACACACACAAGGACGUAGACCCACACAUGUUUACAGAACUGUUUACUUGCUGCUGACUCAAGAAACAGAAGAGGAGGAAGGACUGUGGUCUUCAGUGCUUUGUCUUAAGAACACCUUUGUUUUGCACUGACAACAUGGAAAAUAAAUUACAUUAAUUUGUGAAACCCAUCAGGUUGGAUGCCUAACAUUUAGGCAAGGAAAAACAAAACAUCCACUUGGAUAAAACGGAAGUUUGCAAACUUACGUCCCCUGAAAAAUCUGAUUAGACGAUGAAUUAUAAACAGGAAAGGGACAGGAGUGGCACGCGAUUCACUUGGAAAUCAGCUAAGGAGUCUACAGGGGCACCGCCAAAGCAACACAAAGCUUUUGACUGCAGCCUUCGGUUAGCCAUGCAUCAUCAGCUAUAUUUGUAGCGUGCCUGCUGUGUAAAACCCGCUGGGAUUCCAGGAAACGUGAGAAGAAAAGAAAACCUAGAACCUGUGUCAAAGGAGCACUGCUGAGCCAGUAUGAGGCUUAGACCCAUAAAUGUUUGCUGAUGACACUGGAGAAUCAAGAGGGCAGCCUCAGUCUCUUUCCUGUAAAAUGGGAGUAAUAAUCCCUUUCCUCCUACCUCACUUGGGGUGUUUAUGAGGAUCAAGUGAGAAGGUGGGCAAGAAAGCACAUUAUAAAAGCAAAAGCUCUGUACAAAUGUAAAUAGAAGGACCAUGCCUUGGGAAAGAUUUUGUAGGUCAGUGAGGAAGUGCCAGGGAAGAACUUUUUGAAAGACACAGUUGUCUAGAGGUGAGACCAAAGGAACCAGGGGUUUGGGGGCCAGGGGUGACAAAGAAUGAUGUGCAGCUGUGGGAGCCCCCCACUCCGUGCUGGACUGUGAGGCACCUUGAAGGGUGUGGAGUUUGGGGACAAAGAGAUAAAUACUGAGCUGAGAGCCUAAAGUACCAGGAAUCAGAAUUUUUGGAAAAUUACUAUGACUCAAUAAAGGAAUUCACACCUUGAGUGUGGGAAUGAGAAUAGCCACUUUUCUGCCUUCUCUUUCUUGGAUGGAAUCACCCUUUCUCGCUUCAGGCUUCCUGUGUGUCAGCGCUGGGCCACACCUGGCCCACACACAUACACUGCCUUCUGCCCUUCUGCAGGCUGGCUGCUCUGUCGUUUAGGGGUUCGGCACCUCCAUACGUAAAAGGCAGGCUUGAACCAGAUAACCUCCUUCUGAACUUAACUGGCCAUAUUUCACAUUGAUAAUUGGGACCCAGAAUGCCAGACUUUCUGCUUCUUAGCAGCCUGUGUGGCUCUGAUGACAGAACUGGGUUCAAAGCACAGACACACACACAUACACACACACACAACUAUUAGCAACCUAACCAUGGGAAAUUCUUGCACCUCAGAGUCCUACAGAGAAGUGGGAAUGACAAUCCUCACUUUGCAGGAGGUGUUCAGUGAUGUCAUCCUUCCUUCCCUACUCUGACUCCUCUGCACCCUGGGGAAAAACGAACAUCCACUUUCCGAAAUCAGCACUUUCCUAAAUCUAAAUCAUAAUUUUUGAGCAUCUACAUAUACGAAGUGGAAAGUCCAAGCAAAAGCAAAAAAAUAAAAAUUAUUUUGAUUUAAUGUCUGGUUCAGCUUUCAAAUAAAAGCUAUAUUUAAAACUUUCUCUUUCUUUUGACUUGACAGCAUGUGCAAAUCAUUUUUAAACACUUGGUCUUGAUUUGUAAGUUCCUAGAGGCCAAGGACUAUGCCUUCCAUGAGUUUCUAUGUAGCAAUAUUAACCCAUCAUCUAUCCAGAGCACACUAUUCAGAUGAUGCUGCUGAAAGAGAGGGGA